UGGCAAGCUAAGGCCGAGGAAGGGUAGUGCUUUGCUCCAAAGGCAAAGAUGGGGCAGAGGCAAAGCAAACCAAGACCCUUGUGUCCCAACCUCGAAUUUCUUCUCUGUUUCAAGGUAGCUGGGAGCUUUGAGCCUAGAAGGCGCUCAGACCAGCGCAGAUUGGAACCAAGACCCUAUCCUCUCCAGGGGGUCACGCCAAAACCACGCCUCCUCUUGAGCAAGUCACUGGGGAGCUGGGAGAAAGCGGCCCUAGCGUGUCUCUUUAAUGCGCGCCCCCGGAGGCCCCGCGCGCCCCCGCCACUAUAACUGGAGUGCAUGGAGCAAGCUGCCUUCAGAGAAAGAAGGCGGGCGCUGGGCACCCGUUGACCGACUUUUCCAAGUGCAAUCAGCUCCCGUCCGACCCACAUCCCGGCCCCAUGGACCCGCCCGGGGGCACCCACUGCUGAGGACCAGAUGCCGGGCGGGCUCCGGGCUGGGUUGAACCCGGCCACCGCACAGUGACCGCCCGCGGGUCCUGCAGGCUCCGCGCACCUCUUCCCGCAGCGCUCGCCGUCGGGCGAGGGCUCCGCCGCCGCCACGCCUCGCUCCCCGCGCUGCCCGCCCCAUGCUGGUGCACACUUACUCCGCCAUGGAGCGCCCCGACGGGCUGGGCGCAGCGGCCGGCGGGGCCCGCCUGUCGUCACUGCCCCAGGCGGCCUACGGGCCGGCGCCGCCGCUGUGCCACACACCCACCGCCGCCGACUUCCAGCCGCCCUACUUCCCGCCGCCCUACCCGCAGCCGCCGCUGCCCUACGGCCAGGCGCCCGACGCCGCCGCCGCCUUUCCCCACCUGGCAGGGGACCCGUACGGCGGCCUGGCGCCCCUGGCGCAGCCGCAGCCUCCGCAGGCCGCCUGGGCCGCGCCCCGCGCCGCCGCCCGCGCCCACGACGAGCCGCCCGGCCUGCUGGCGCCGCCCGCCCGCGCCCUGGGCCUCGACCCGCGCCGUGACUACGCCGCUGCUGCUGUGCCGCGGCUCCUGCAAGGCCUGACCGAGGGCGCGCACGGCCUGGCCGACGCGCCCCUCGGCCUCCCCGGGCUGGCGGCCCCGCCGGGCCUGGAGGACCUGCAGGCCAUGGACGAGCCGGGAAUGAGCCUCCUGGACCAGUCGGUGAUCAAGAAAGUCCCCAUCCCCUCCAAAGCCAGCAGCCUUUCGGCCCUCUCACUGGCCAAAGACAGCUUGGUUGGCGGCAUCACGAACCCCAGUGAGGUCUUCUGCUCCGUGCCCGGCCGGCUCUCUCUGCUCAGCUCGACGUCCAAGUACAAGGUGACGGUGGGGGAGGUCCAGCGGCGACUCUCACCUCCCGAGUGCCUCAAUGCCUCUCUCCUGGGUGGUGUCCUUCGCAGGGCCAAGUCCAAGAAUGGAGGCCGGUGCCUGCGCGAGCGGCUGGAGAAGAUUGGGCUCAACCUGCCAGCUGGCCGUCGCAAGGCCGCCAACGUGACCCUGUUGACUUCGCUAGUGGAGGGAGAGGCUGUACACCUGGCCCGAGACUUUGGCUACGUCUGUGAGACCGAGUUCCCAGCCAAGGCAGCUGCCGAGUACCUGUGCCGGCAACACGCUGACCCCGGGGAGCUGCAUGGCCGCAAGAGCAUGCUGCUGGCUGCCAAGCAGAUCUGUAAGGAGUUUGCAGACUUGAUGGCUCAGGACCGUUCACCGCUGGGCAACACUCGCCCAGCGCUCAUCCUGGAGCCGGGAGUGCAGAGCUGUCUGACGCACUUCAGCCUCAUCACCCAUGGUUUCGGCGGGCCCGCCAUCUGUGCUGCCCUCACUGCCUUCCAGAACUACUUACUGGAGUCACUCAAGGGGCUGGACAAGAUGUUUCUAAGCAGUGCGGGCAGUGGGCACGGUGACACCAAGGCGUCAGAGAAGGAUGCCAAACAUCGGAAGUAA
Molecule: messenger RNA, 1927 nt
Organism: Bubalus bubalis (water buffalo)
Lineage: Eukaryota; Metazoa; Chordata; Mammalia; Artiodactyla; Bovidae
Gene: TFAP2E
Product: transcription factor AP-2 epsilon
Exons: 7
Coding region: 605-1927 (440 amino acids)
Biological process (GO): regulation of cell population proliferation; anatomical structure development; regulation of transcription by RNA polymerase II
Cellular component (GO): nucleus
Molecular function (GO): DNA-binding transcription factor activity, RNA polymerase II-specific; RNA polymerase II transcription regulatory region sequence-specific DNA binding
Source: RefSeq, a predicted model, not a curated record